This is a messenger RNA of Metopolophium dirhodum (rose-grain aphid), 2428 nucleotides long. RefSeq names its product zinc finger CCCH domain-containing protein 10-like. The transcript has 3 exons. NCBI's taxonomy places the organism in Eukaryota, Metazoa, Arthropoda, Insecta, Hemiptera, Aphididae. The coding region runs from base 353 to 1336 and encodes 327 amino acids. The record is from RefSeq and is a predicted model, not a curated record. Gene Ontology annotation, molecular function: metal ion binding.
UUUCCAUUUUGAUUUUAAUAUUUUAUUAUAAGAGUCGAAAAGUGGUGAUUAUUCUUAAAUUCUUAUUAUAUUGUUGUCUCGUAAAAUCAAUUGAAUGUACAAAGUUUGAUAUUCGAGUUAACGUAGUACCUUGAACCUAUACAAUAAUUUUACUGUUGUAUAUACAGUUUCUCAUAGUAUAUAAUAAAAAUAUAGUUGAUCUAAAUUGUAAAUAGUCUCAAUACAGCUAUCGUAGUUCGUACAUCCCAAUAAUUAAUUGGAGUUUUGGCUUAAUUUUUGUAAAAAAUAAUCUUCUAAAGAUUUUGAAAUGCUAAAUGCAUGCAAAAUUGUAUAAUAGUCUGAAAUCGCAGGGAUGAAGGGGAAAAAGGAACAGGAAUCAGAAACAACCGAGAAUGUAUGUCGUGAUUUCAUGCGCAAUGUGUGCAAUAGAGGCAAAUCUUGCAAAUUUUUUCAUCCUCCUGUCGAAGAGGAUAAGCGCAAAUAUGUAUUUUGCCAUGACUUUCAAAAUGGCAAGUGUAGUCGACACGACUGCAGGUUCAUUCAUUGUUCUCGUGAGGAUGAGGAGUAUUAUAAUCGGACCGGACGCAUGGCACCAGAAGUGUUGAGGACGAUUGAAAUAACUGGUGCGCCUCCUUCUGAUGAUAUACCUAUUUGUAAAGAUUAUUUAAAAGGCAAUUGCCAUCGUAGCCAAGCUCAUUGUAAAUUUCGUCAUGUAGAUCAACCGCUUGAUGUACCUGUUAGAGGUCCUAAUGGUCCUUUCAAUUCACCCCAGCCAGCGAUGCCACCUAACUUCGGUAAUGAGUUGUUCCGCAGACGCUUUGAUUUCGAUGAAGAGCCCGAUCCCAAGCGUAGGCGCUACGAAUUUGACAACAGAAUGCCGCUAGGGCGCCCAUUCCCCAAUCGCGACAUGGACUUUUCCGCGCCACCUGGGCCUGUGCAUCAACAGCCAUAUUGGUUGUUGCAAGAUGAGGUGGAAAUGUUGCGCAAGCGUGUGGCUGAGUUGAAAAAGCGCAAUGAGGAAUUGCAAGCGACUAAUGAAUUCUUGUUGGAGCAAAACGCACAGCUGCGCAUAAAUGAACAAGCGCCCCUGCGCAGCACCCAGCAAAUGGUGAGCGCUAUACGCACCGUGACCACAGUCCCAGUCAGCUUGGCGGCGGUGGCUGCGGCCGGCACACCCGUGUCCAUAGCUACCGUCUCCAUGGCUCCAAUUCAGAUACCACCUGUUGUAUCUGGGUCUGGCCCGCCGCCCCUGCCGCAGCCAACUAACUCGCAGCCUUUGGUAUCUUAUCCUAUUGGCAGAUCGACAUCGGCCCAACACUAUAUCCAACCUUUAUGAACAGUGGAAAUGGAAACGUUGCUAAUAAGAAUUUGACAUUAACAAAACAAAGAAUGUACAAUAUAUGUUUCAAUAAUAGAAUGUAAGAAACCAUUUUUUAUACAAUUUGAGUACCACAGUAUUUUUGACGGUGGAAAGUAAAAUCUCUUAAUCGUGAAAUGUAUAAAUUUAAUAAAAAAAUAAGUUACUUCAUACUAAUUUAAUGUUUCAUUUCUUAAUGCUAUUUGAAUUUUUAUUAUAAACGUCAGCAUUUGUUUUCUGAUUAAUAACACUCUUUUAAUUGCUAUUAACCUGUACAAAUUAGACGUUUAUAACAUUUUAUUGAAGUAAUACCAUCAAUUUUCUUAUCAUAAUAUAGUGUUUGUUUAUAUUACGGUGAAGGUCCUUGAAAAUCAAUCAUUAAAUUACAGUACAUUGGUAAAAUGUAAAUAAAAUAUUUAGUAGAAAAGAAAAAUUGUCAUACUGACAAUUUUUAUAUUUUAUUUUUCUCCUUUAUUGCCUCUUAACGUAUAUUUAUUUGAUUGAAAGAUGUUUACUCAUCAUGUAAGUAAGUAAUUAACUAUUUAAUUACUAUAUUAAAUGGUAAAGUGUAAUAUUAUAAAUGUUCCAUAUCUGAUAUUAAUAUUAAUAUAUACAAUUUUUAACAGAUAUACUCAAAGAUUAUCACUUUUCCAUUGAUAAUUAAUGUAUGUGUCAGUAUUUUUAAUAUUAAUAAUAAAUAUAAUUGGCAUAACCAAUUUUGUGAGUUGUGCAAAAAUUUAAUAGCCAAUGUGUUCUUUUACCUCUUUUCUACUUCCACAUACAAUCUUAAUUUUUAACUUUUUUUUUUUUGUCACAUGCUAUUUUUAUAUGUAAUUCAACAAUUUUGUUGCUAAAUCAUCAUGUUCAUAUUUGUAAACAUUAUAAUUUAAAUUUAAUUAAUUUGUAUUUCUUGCAAUUAAUAUUUAAAUCAAUUAAGUAGAUUAUAAAUGUAACUAGUCUUUUAAUUUAUGUUAUAGUCAAGUUUUGUAGAUUAUAAUAUAUAAUAUAUCUUUAGAAUGUUUUCAGUGCAUUAAAAAAUAAAUAUUGAAAAUUAAAAUAUUUUGAAAUAAA